AUGGAGAACAUGAUGCAGGGCAAUAAGAUCAGACGAGUUGCAGCUACUCGCAUGAAUGAGAGGUCAUCUCGAUCACACACGAUUUUCCGGAUUAUUCUGGAGUCGAAAGAUGCCAAUCAGAAAGAUGGACCUGUACAUAUAAGCUACCUUAACUUAAUGGACUUAGCUGGUUCUGAGAGAGUUUCUCUGACGAAAGCUGCUGGUGAGCGUCUUAAAGAGGGGGCUAACAUAAACAAAUCUUUGUCAGUAUUAGGAAAUGUGAUAAGGCAACUAAGCGAGGGGAAGGAGUUUAUCAGUUAUCGCGAUUCGAAAUUGACUAGACUGCUCUCACAGGCUCUUGGCGGUAAUGCCAAAUCAUUGAUUAUCGGGAAUAUCAGACCAAUGAUCCACCGCGAAGUAGCCGAUGGUCUAGAGCGUCUUUGGAACGUAAGAGUAAACUGCAUAUGGGAAGCCGAUGAAAGUAGUCGCCAUGGAGAGGUUUAUAUAUUCGACCAUGUAUUUAAGCAGGAAUGUACAAAUUCAGAUGUAUAUGGAUCUGUAGUAAAACCUUUAGUCGAUUCCUUCAUGGAAGGUUUCAAUGCCACAAUAUUUGCAUAUGGCCAAACAUCUUCUGGCAAAACACACACCAUUUUGGGCAAUAAAACAGAUCCUGGGCUUUUCCAAUUAGUAUCCAAUCAGUUAUUCCAGCAUGUGGCAGACCAGGUUGAUAAGAGGUACUUGAUUAGAUGCAGUUAUAUUGAAAUCUACAAUGAAAAGAUCAAUGACCUCCUGGAUAAGAGCAAUCAGGGUUUAACUAUAAGAGAAGAUAUCAAAGGAAAUGUGCUGCUUGAUGCAAGGGAAGCUGUCGUAGACAAUGUUGAUAAAGUUAUGGAGAACAUGAUGCAGGGCAAUAAGAUCAGACGAGUUGCAGCUACUCGCAUGAAUGAGAGGUCAUCUCGAUCACACACGAUUUUCCGGAUUAUUCUGGAGUCGAAAGAUGCCAAUCAGAAAGAUGGACCUGUACAUAUAAGCUACCUUAACUUAAUGGACUUAGCUGGUUCUGAGAGAGUUUCUCUGACGAAAGCUGCUGGUGAGCGUCUUAAAGAGGGGGCUAACAUAAACAAAUCUUUGUCAGUAUUAGGAAAUGUGAUAAGGCAACUAAGCGAGGGGAAGGAGUUUAUCAGUUAUCGCGAUUCGAAAUUGACUAGACUGCUCUCACAGGCUCUUGGCGGUAAUGCCAAAUCAUUGAUUAUCGGGAAUAUCAGACCAAUGAUCCACCGCGAAGUAGCCGAUGGUCUAGAGCGUCUUUGGAACGUAAGAGUAAACUGCAUAUGGGAAGCCGAUGAAAGUAGUCGCCAUGGAGAGGUUUAUAUAUUCGACCAUGUAUUUAAGCAGGAAUGUACAAAUUCAGAUGUAUAUGGAUCUGUAGUAAAACCUUUAGUCGAUUCCUUCAUGGAAGGUUUCAAUGCCACAAUAUUUGCAUAUGGCCAAACAUCUUCUGGCAAAACACACACCAUUUUGGGCAAUAAAACAGAUCCUGGGCUUUUCCAAUUAGUAUCCAAUCAGUUAUUCCAGCAUGUGGCAGACCAGGUUGAUAAGAGGUACUUGAUUAGAUGCAGUUAUAUUGAAAUCUACAAUGAAAAGAUCAAUGACCUCCUGGAUAAGAGCAAUCAGGGUUUAACUAUAAGAGAAGAUAUCAAAGGAAAUGUGCUGCUUGAUGCAAGGGAAGCUGUCGUAGACAAUGUUGAUAAAGUUAUGGAGAACAUGAUGCAGGGCAAUAAGAUCAGACGAGUUGCAGCUACUCGCAUGAAUGAGAGGUCAUCUCGAUCACACACGAUUUUCCGGAUUAUUCUGGAGUCGAAAGAUGCCAAUCAGAAAGAUGGACCUGUACAUAUAAGCUACCUUAACUUAAUGGACUUAGCUGGUUCUGAGAGAGUUUCUCUGACGAAAGCUGCUGGUGAGCGUCUUAAAGAGGGGGCUAACAUAAACAAAUCUUUGUCAGUAUUAGGAAAUGUGAUAAGGCAACUAAGCGAGGGGAAGGAGUUUAUCAGUUAUCGCGAUUCGAAAUUGACUAGACUGCUCUCACAGGCUCUUGGCGGUAAUGCCAAAUCAUUGAUUAUCGGGAAUAUCAGACCAAUGAUCCACCGCGAAGUAGCCGAUGGUCUAGAGCGUCUUUGGAACGUAAGAGUAAACUGCAUAUGGGAAGCCGAUGAAAGUAGUCGCCAUGGAGAGGUUUAUAUAUUCGACCAUGUAUUUAAUCAGGAAUGUACAAAUUCAGAUGUAUAUGGAUCUGUAUCGAUUCCUUCAUGGAAGGUUUCAAUGCACAAUAUUUGCAUAUGGCCAAACAUCUUCUGGCAAAACACACACACCAUUUUGGGCAAUAAAACAGAUCCUGGGCUUUUCCAAUUAGUAUCCAAUCAGUUAUUCCAGCAUGUGGCAGACCAGGUUGAUAAGAGGUACUUGAUUAGAUGCAGUUAUAUUGAAAUCUACAAUGAAAAGAUCAAUGACCUCCUGGAUAAGAGCAAUCAGGGUUUAACUAUGAGAAGAUAUCAAAGGAAAUGUGCUGCUUGA
This is a messenger RNA of Acanthoscelides obtectus, 2550 nucleotides long. The record is from the annotation of a GenBank genome assembly. NCBI's taxonomy places the organism in Eukaryota, Metazoa, Arthropoda, Insecta, Coleoptera, Chrysomelidae.